This is a messenger RNA of Mollisia scopiformis, 724 nucleotides long. RefSeq lists its product as uncharacterized. The record is from RefSeq and is a predicted model, not a curated record. The transcript has 2 exons. The coding region runs from base 205 to 684 and encodes 159 amino acids. NCBI's taxonomy places the organism in Eukaryota, Fungi, Ascomycota, Leotiomycetes, Helotiales, Mollisiaceae.
UUUUCGGAGGUCAGCUCCUGCGCCCUCAGUAUGACGACAGUGACUGACCUCACUGCCAAUUGGGACUAUUGCUAUAAUACUAACAAAACACAGACUAACAUCAAGCUUCAGUUCCUCAGAAUCGACCACGGCGUACCUCAAAAGAUUCCGAACAACUCGAUACGUAAAAGAAGAAGACAAUAAACAGAUACAUCAGCAUCCACAAUGGCACAAGAUCCUCAUCAAGGCGGAGACCUCUUCGACAUGGCCAAAGAUGGCACCACGAUUCCCAACGAUGCUGGGAAAAUGAGGACAAUCCCAUCAGUGCCCAGACCAGGUGAGGGCGAAGGAGAUGUCAACGCGAACAGAAGUUCCCUCGCAAGCGCUGCAAGCAAUCCUACAGAUAUCUCUCGCGGUGUGCGAGACAUGGGAGCAACCGGAGAAGUAGAAACCGGCACCGGAGACCAAUUGCCUGGAGCAGUCGAGAGUAAACGAUUACAUUAUGGUGCGAACGAGCCGUUGAGUAAGGGACAUGAUAGGUAUGAUAAGCAUUCGAGGCAGAAGGAGAGUGACUUGGAGCGAUAUGCGGAGCCUGGUCCAGGUGUGGAUUUGCAACCUUCUGAGGAUGGAAUUGCGAGGAAUGAGAAUCUGCCAGAUGAGGAGGUGGAUAGAAUUGUCGAUUCGAGAGAGAGGAAGCAGACAUAGAUACUAUCUAUGUAAGAUUGAGACAAAUUGAUAAUGGAUG